AAAGAAUUCUUUCAUCUCUAUAUAUAUUCAAGCCUGCAAGCACUAAGCACAACAAAAACCAUUCACUUCCCUAGCAUUUGAAGUUCAAAAGCUUGCAUCUUACAUAGUCCUUUUUUUCAUAACACUUUUGUCCUGAGUCUCAACACAUACAACAAUGGGAUUCCGCUUACCUGGUAUCAGAAAGACAUCAUUUGCUACAAACCAAGCAUCUUCCAAGGAUGUGGCAAAGGGCCACCUCGCAGUCUAUGUUGGAGAGAAAAUGAAGCGGUUUGUGAUCCCUGUAUCACUUUUGAACCAACCUUCGUUUCAAGACUUGUUGAGUCAAGCAGUGGAAGAAUUUGGGUAUGAUCACCCGAUGGGUGGUCUCACGAUUCCUUGUGGAGAACACGAGUUCUUGGAUAUCACUUCUCGCUUGAUGAGGUGCUAAUCCAUGAAGACGAGACUGAUUUUAAUGUAUAGACACAAUUUUUUGUAGCAUAUUUUCUUAUCUAUUCUGUCCAUUUUUGUUAUCUUUGUCGGGACAGUAUAAAAAUUUAUGAGAAAUUUCCUA
This is a messenger RNA of Vigna unguiculata (cowpea), 550 nucleotides long. RefSeq names its product auxin-induced protein X10A-like. The record is from RefSeq and is a predicted model, not a curated record. Gene Ontology annotation, biological process: response to auxin. Lineage: Eukaryota; Viridiplantae; Streptophyta; Magnoliopsida; Fabales; Fabaceae.